Molecule: messenger RNA, 1063 nt
Organism: Chlamydomonas reinhardtii
Lineage: Eukaryota; Viridiplantae; Chlorophyta; Chlorophyceae; Chlamydomonadales; Chlamydomonadaceae
Exons: 6
Coding region: 53-850 (265 amino acids)
Source: RefSeq, a predicted model, not a curated record
CUCACAUGCUGACGGCCUAGCUUGUUUCAUAGCGUGUAGCACCGCCGCUAAGAUGCAGCGUGGCCACGGCAGUCGCACAGUGGCGCGGCGCUUCUCCGGCUCGCCGGACGCGUCACCCGCGCUGGACCAGCUGCAGCAGCCCAGCUCGCAGCUGCUGCGGGGUUCGCUGCAGUCCAUGGCAGACGGCAUCAGUGCGUUCCCGACCCAGAAGAACCAACACGCCGAGACGGCAGGUAGCUUGCUAGGAGGCAGCCGCCGCGGCGCGGGCGGCGGUGACGAUGCCAUGUCCCUGGAUGACGCGGGUGAUGUGGGUCAGCGCCUGGAGGUGCUGCUCGCGGACGACCAGCACGAGGGGGGCGGCUCCCUACAGCUAGGCGUUUCUGCCGCACACGGCGGGACAGGCGCCGGCACACACCACCACGACGGCGGUGCGGAAGGCGCUGCGGGGGACGAGGAGGCGGACGGGGAAGGGCACGCGGCGGCGGAGCCGCCCACAGAACCGCCGCCUGGCCCCGUGACCGACACCAUCAUGACGGGCCUGGUGGGCAUGCAGCAGCGCAAGGCCGCGAUCGAGCAGCAGGUGCGGGUGGCGGUGGACUUCCUGGAGGCCAUGAAAAAGGACUUUGUGGAGCGCAUGAACAGGCUCAAGGCGGAGGUGGGCAGCUACUGCGGCAGCCAGGAGGCGGCGUGGCGCGACACCAACGCGCACACGCAGGAGGCGUUGAGCCGCCUGGAGGGCGCACGACAGCUGGUCAGGUCUCUCGGCCUCAACGCCGGGCACCCGGAUGCCGCGGCGGGGCUCCUGCAGGACCUGGAGGGUGCGGGUCAGGCUGAGGGUGGCGGGCACUGAGCAGUUCCUGCUGCGUAUGCGCCUGCAGGGCAUAUGGGGCGAUCAGCCCAUCAGGACGGCCAUGACGUGCUUGGACAUGGGGGUGGGGAGAGGCAUGCUGGGGUGGAAGCAGCGGCGACAGGACCAGUGGCCAGUAAGCAAGCAUAUCACCGCACGGUGCCACUGCACCAGCAGACUGAGCACUCACCAUGCCAGCUACGUCAUAUCGAGGAA